GGUUUGGAACUUGUAAACAAUCCCAAAUCCCGACCGCAGGCUUAUUCGAGAUUGCUACGCGAGCCUCAAUUUAGUAGCCUUUCUCUCUCCCUUACCUUCUGCUGCUACUUACCUUGUGAGUUCACACCUUCGCCGCAACAACCAGUUCUAUUUCUCAAAUUUUCAUGGUUUUUGACUUCAAUAAAAUAAAAGGAUGGAAAAAGUCCUUCGGGAUGUAGUUUGUGUCUGCUGUUCUUGCGGCGUCGUAGUUAAGCACUGAUUAAAACUUCAGUGAUUAUUGAUAAACAAUGGAUGACUCCGCUGAUUCAAAGUACAAGGAAACAAUAAAGAAAGAAGCUCCACAGUUAGCUGCAUUGUUGAAAGAAAUGAAGUUGGGCCUAGAUACAGUGACAUGUAAAGUACAAGCUCUAACUGUCAAGGUGAAGGCAGGUAACUAUCCAACAGCAGACGGGAUAAGCUAUCUCGAGGCUAAACAUUUACUGCUCAUAAGUUAUUGCCAGUCGCUUGUCUACUACUUGCUAUGCAAAGCUGAAGGCUUAUCUAUUGAGGGGCACCCAGUUGUCCGAAGCCUUGUUCAGAUAAGGUUAUUUUUAGAGAAGAUAAGGCCAAUUGACAAGAAACUCCAGUACCAGAUUCAGAAACUUACAAGGGGUGCUAGUGGCGUAACAGAGCAAGUAGGUCAGAGUGAGAAAAUAUCAGAUGCACCUCAGAAGGCGGACGAUGAUCUUUUAAAAUAUCGGCCAAACCCAGACAUGCUUAUUAACAAAUCUGACAUGACGACACAGGAUGGUGCUGGCAUCUAUCGACCUCCAAAAUUUGCCCCUAUUUCCAUGGAUGAGGAUAAGAUGUCAAGACAGGAAAGAAAUGCCUUGAGAAGGGAAAAAGAGUCUUUACGACGAGCUAAGGAUAGUGGUUACUUGAGGGAUGUGAUCAAUGAAUUUGAGGGUAAACCUCAAGAGGUUGUGGAAACUGUUGGAGUUGAGAGUAAGGAGCUCCAAAGAUACAAGGCAAAAAUGGAAGAGCGUGAGCGACAAGAAGAGGAGCUCUUUACUCGCGUUCCUCUUACAAGGAUUGAGAAAAAGAAGGAAAAACACUUAAAGAAGUCAAGAAAUGGGUUGCUUGGUUUGACUGAGAAUUUCUAUGAUGAAAUCAGAAGUUUACCAUUGGGAGAUAAUGGUGGAGAGCAGACAACAGGUUUCCAUAAUGUUAGCAACCGUGUUGGAAAACUUAAGAAGCGCAAGAGGAGGCAUUGAAGGACAAGAACCAAGUUUUUUGGGUAUUUAAAGCAAAUAGAGUGUACUAUCGUAUGGUUGCCUUGCGAUCGACCGUCUUAGCAAAGGAAGUUAUUUGAGAGGUUUCAGUGAGUGCAUGACACAUUUUUUUGUUAACAAGGAGAUGCUUCAUUUUUCUUAUUUUGUUCUUAUCAUAUUGAUUGUGAGGACUAUUUAUGCUUCAAAUUCGUCAGGAUUUCAUGCACA
This is a messenger RNA of Tripterygium wilfordii, 1478 nucleotides long. Its product is annotated as neuroguidin. The record is from RefSeq and is a predicted model, not a curated record. The transcript is spliced from 9 exons. Gene Ontology annotation, cellular component: small-subunit processome; nucleolus. Bases 288 to 1253 code for a protein of 321 amino acids. Gene Ontology annotation, biological process: maturation of SSU-rRNA from tricistronic rRNA transcript (SSU-rRNA, 5.8S rRNA, LSU-rRNA). NCBI's taxonomy places the organism in Eukaryota, Viridiplantae, Streptophyta, Magnoliopsida, Celastrales, Celastraceae.